UUUUUUUUAAUUUAUUACAAUUUGUGAAUUAAAACCACAACACAAGAUACAUCUAGGGAAAGAAACGAAAGCUGGGGGGGGGGGGCGGGAAGAGAGGCUAGCAAACGCCCUCCUGCCCUAAUCUUCCCCUCCCACCUCUCCUCUGCUCCUUUGUCAGAAUCACAAAACCCUAAAGGUUGUUCCACUUGGGAAGGCAGCGGAUAGGUACAUUUCCGCAGCUCCGAAAUGCCACUUUUAUGGCGCUGUUUGUCUCCCUGCGCUGGAUUCUGAAUGGGGCUGAACAAAACAGCAGCGCGGAGCUGGCUAGACGUCUGGGCUUAAUUGUUUUAUGGUUUAAAUAAGGUGGACACUCUUUCCUUUGAAAUCGAAUUAUAGAAAUGUUUUGUCUAUGGCCCACGGAGAACAGGACCUCACUGGCUGGGAGGGAGAGGUGGGGAGAGCGCGCGCGUGAGGGGGGGCGGGUUGGGCUACAAACCAGGGGGCAAACAGUCGGGAGAAGGGAGAAGUCAGCGUCCCACCCCAAAGUCCUGCGGGCGGCAGCGGAGUAGGCGGUGCGGAACCAGCGGCAGGGUAAGAGGAUCGAGCAGUUUUGGGCGCGCGCCGCGGGCAGGAGGUCGCUGGAGCCUCGGAGCAUGCAUCUGCGUGAGCUGAGGUGUUCCGAGCCCAGAAAUGCGCCUGAAUAGGGGGGAGAUCGCGGCAGGUCCUUUGCGCAGCGUCUCUUAAUGCGGCAAGGGAGGGUGAAAGAAGAAAAUAGUGCGAAACCUUUGAGAAGGUUAUUUGGAGAGUUUGGAAAACAAAAGGACAGCGGUCCCGGGGGAACUCCCUUCCGGGGACCCCUCGCUCUCGCACCCAUUUGGAAACUCCUUCCUCUCACUUCCCACCUUUGGGCCAAGGCUGGGACCUGCCGGCUCUGUUGGCAUUUUCCGGCAGGACUGCAUUGGAGCAAGUGGACGCGAGGUGGCGCUGUUGCUCAAUGUUAGAGGCGGCGGCGGUGCCCCUGGCCGGCCUGGCCGCACUGACAUUUGAGGCACGGCGGAGGAGCGGCGGGGAGAAGGCCCCGCGUCCCGGCCCAGAGCGGCCCCGCUGGCUCUGAGCAAAUCAAUCCUCUCACCUGCGAGGUGUAAAUAAAUCGCGAGUGGCGGCGGGAGAUGGGCCCUCGCUCUGGCGGCAGGCUCGGGAGGCUCAGGAGGGCGGGCGUCGAAAAUAAUCGCUUUGCGAAGGAGAUAAGCACCAAGCAGGCAGCGCGUAAUUAACACAAAAAGGCAGAAUGACCCGGACAAACGAACAUAAAUCCGUGGUACCUAGGAGGGCGGAGUAGGCCUCGGGGCGAGGGGCAGAGACGCCCCAGCGAGGAUGGCUGCUUGUGGUUCCUUUAUUUCCAAGCUCCGGGAGCGAAAUCAACCAGAUACGUGUAAAAGAAAAAAAGACAAUCCAAUUGGGGGGGAGGAGAAAAAAAAAAAGAAAGAAAGAAAAGGUGAGGGACCCCCAAAAGGGGAAAUCGAGUCCAGCCAGGGUUUUUGGGACUGGUGGGCUCUCAGAGCAGACGGUGGUGGCGGCACACUCCGGACAGUCGCAUUCCAAGACACAAAGGCCUGGAAGAAUAGCUCUGUGGCAGGGUUUUCGCUGGACCAUAAAAUGUCGAGAUAUCCCCCCCCCCACCCUCUAAAAGAUAAGGCGCAGGCCCCAGAGAGGAUUUGGCCUGCCGAGCCUCCUCUUUCCAGGCAGGAAAGGGGAAAUAUUUAUGACAGUCCCCAGUGACCCAGAUGCUGGGAACCCAGAGCCCAUCUCCUUCAGCUUGGUACUCUGAGCAGAGGAGGCUCAGAGAAGGCAGGGCUGAAACCAAGGCUGGAGCUUGCUCUAGCAGUGGAGGAGACCCCUGUCAUGUCCCCAACUGUCCUGGACCCUAGGGAGACCUGCGGUGCUGGCACAGCCCUCCUCUGAUCCCCCCCUCCUGCUGCUCCAGGGCCAGAGUUCUGGACGUUGCAGAGUCUGGGCAGUCCUUAAUUCAGGUGGAGGUGGGUCCCUCCAUAUUCAAGGGAUCCUGGAAGUGUCUAUGGCUGGGGCACCAGUGACUCUUCUUUGGGAAUUUGGCUGAGAGUGGCCAUUUUCCCAGCAAUUAUUUAGAUAUUAGAGGGACUUGGGGGCUGGUGUUAUUCUACUCCAUCCUUUCCUGCAUUGCCAUUCCUUCAUCCAUCUCCAGAGCUGGGCUCCGGCUGGGGAAGAAAAAGAUCUGGUUUUCCAACAGCCUCCUUCCUCAUCCAAUCCUGAGACCCCAGGAUGUGGAAAGAAAAUAGGGAGCAAAUUUUUUCCUGAUGCAAACAGCUAGAGAUGCACGUGUAUUUGUCAGGCUUUGGUUCCCCGUGUGCCUGGGCGAACAGUGUCUGUGAGGUGACAGGGGUGCUUCCAGGCAUGCAUGAUAGUUGAGGGAGCAUGCGUUCGAUGCGUUUUGGGGUGGGAGGUGACAUAUCCAGUGUGUGUGUGUAUCCUGAGUGUGCUCCACUGUUGCCCUGUGUGCACCAACCUCACACACUGUGGAAGGGGAGGGCUGGAAAAAUCCUUCUAAUUCCUCUUCCUAAUUCGUAUGCACACACCACACGUAUUCACAGCUCUCUCACUUUCUCUCUUUUCUCUCUGUCUGUGUUAAGCCCCACAUAACUGUACACGCUUAUGGUAUGAGAAGGGUGCUGAUGGACUAAGGUUCUUUUAUCCAUUGAAUUACCUUGAAUUUACCUAGUCUUGGGGAUGGGGGAGGAACCCCCUAGAGAAACUAUGGGUAAAUAUUUAAAGAGUGUCUGUUGACAGUUCCCAUCCACAUCCUGGCCUGGGCAGCCUGCCUGGGGAAGUAAGGGGUGUAGUGAGGCCAGGGGGCCCCUCCAGGUUGAGCUGGUAUGUCCUAUAGGGCUAGAGUGUGUGGGGACAAGUAAGAGGCCUGCUCCGGUCCCAUCCAACCCAGAUACAAAUAGUCUCCUGAGAAGAAACAUCUUGGAUCAGCCCAUCCAGAAGUCAGAGACCCGCCAGCUGCCCUGUCCUCUGUCCCCAUAAACUGCUUUGCUCUCAGAGUCCCCAGCCAAGCUUCAGGCAGGAGCUGGUGUCUGAAGGGGCCAGUGCAGCCCUGCCUGGGUCUAUACAGUGUGUCCCACCUCCAGCCUCUCCUCUACCCACAGCAGCCAGGCAAAGGAUCUUAGGGAUAGGGGAAGAUGGAGCAGCUUCCCACCCUGAGGAGGGACCUGAGACAUGGAGGGUUGGGGUUCCUGAAGUACUGGGGGAUAUGCUGUACUGAUGUGCUUGCCCUUUCUGAGUCCCAGGCUUACGGACCCCCUGGGGAACCCAUCUUUUGGGUUAGGGGACCUGCUCUCUCACGCUGGCAUUCAACACCCCCCGAGGGGGAGGGUCUUAUACCUGUUGAGGUAAUCUGGGUUGACCUGCUGGCUCAGGUAUCUCUGUCUGAGAGGAAGGAAAGGGGAAGCGGGGGGGGGGGGGGGGGGGGGGAGAGGCACCUUCAAAUCGGAAUGCGCACCUUGGAGAAGCUGGCCCCAGCCAUUAGCUGGGGCUGGCCCACCCCCCACCACACACACAUAUACCACACCCCCUCCCUCCUCCUCCCUCCCCUCCCCUUCCUCCAGGUCCCCCCAGCCCUGAACCCCUCAACCCCCCGCCAUCCUUCCUUCUCUCUCUCUCUCUCCCUCUCUCCAUCUCUCUCUCUCUCUCUCUCUCUCUCUCUCUCUCUCUCUCUCUCUCGCCUGUCUUCAUGUCGUGGAUUGAUGAACGCGAAUCGCGUGUAAGCGCCGCCACCGCCGGGAGUCUGAGGAAUUCGCCUGGGCUGUUAAAGGAAAGAGCUAAGUGCGAGAGCGCGAGCUCUACCUACCGACAGUGAAGAGAGCCGCCGCCGCCGCCGCCGCCCGCGCCCGCCGCCACCACCCGCCCGCGCCCAGCCCCGGGAGCCGCGCCGAGCCGGCCGGGCCCGGCACCCAGGCGCCCCCCCACCUGCCCAGCCCAGCCCCGGGGAGCCGGCCGGCCCGGGGUUCGCUCCCGGGGGAGGGGACUUUCGGGGGUACCGGGCGGGGGAGUCUCGAGCCAGAGGGGAGGGGGCGGCGGGUUUUCAUGUGCCCAGCAUGAGCUCCUACUUCGUCAACCCCCUGUUCUCCAAAUACAAAGGCGGCGAGUCCCUGGAACCGGCCUAUUACGACUGCCGGUUCCCCCAGAGCGUGGGCCGGAGCCAUGCGCUGGUGUACGGGCCCGGCGGCUCGGCGCCUGGCUUCCAGCACGCCUCGCACCACGUCCAAGACUUCUUCCACCACGGCACCUCGGGCAUCUCCAACUCGGGCUACCAGCAGAACCCGUGCUCGCUGAGCUGCCACGGAGACGCCUCCAAAUUCUAUGGCUACGAGGCGCUCCCCAGACAGUCCCUUUAUGGGGCUCAGCAAGAGGCGAGCGUGGUGCAAUAUCCCGACUGUAAAUCCUCCGCCAACACUAACAGUAGCGAAGGACAAGGCCACUUAAAUCAAAACUCGUCUCCCAGCCUCAUGUUUCCAUGGAUGAGACCCCACGCUCCGGGGCGGCGCAGCGGAAGGCAAACUUACAGCCGGUAUCAGACCUUGGAACUAGAAAAGGAGUUUCUCUUUAAUCCUUAUUUGACACGAAAGCGCCGGAUUGAAGUCUCUCACGCCCUGGGACUGACUGAGAGACAAGUGAAGAUCUGGUUCCAGAACCGAAGGAUGAAGUGGAAAAAGGAGAACAACAAGGAUAAACUGCCCGGAGCCCGAGAUGAAGAGAAGGUGGAGGAAGAAGGAAACGAGGAAGAGGAGAAAGAAGAGGAGGAAAAGGAAGAAAACAAGGACUAAGCAAAAAAGAAAGCCCCCCCCUUCCUUAGCAACUCCCUUGAAGUUUCGUUUUAUGGUAGCGGAUAAAUUGAGAAGUUUACGACUGUCAUUUGCUUUUAUAGAGAAUAGAAUGACACUCACAACUCUAACUACCUGUCAGAUACUUGCAGCUCUGGUUUUAUUACCUUUGGACUUCCCCCGAUCUUUAUUUGUUUGGGGGCUGGAGUGGGGGAGACUGAGACACAGCGAAAAGUUCGGACUCUGUCUCAGUCCUUGCCCCAACACACACACUUGUCCCUACCCCCACCCUUUGGAGUCCUGCCUGGAUUUUAAGGUCUGAGACCUGGCCUCUUCGCCCCUCUCUCACCCCUUCAUGCCACACUCCCACCUCCCUGCUUCUCUGGUAUUUAUUUUAGAGGGGAGCCCUCUCAAAAUGCGGAAGAAGACUUCUGGCUUUGCUUUUAUGCUAGGAUUAGUGUAUUAGAUUUACUUCCUUUCAAAAGAAAGGAAAGAAAAGUUAAGGAAGGAAGGAAGGAAGGAAGGAAGGGAAGGAAAAUGUUUAAAGAAAUUUUUUAAAUGAUAGCAAGGACUAUCCCUUCUCCCUCUCUGGGGCUCCCCUACUUAGAAAGACUCCCUUGACUUUCUGUAGAAACCUGAUGGAAACCUGAAGGAGAUGCGGGUCUCUCCCCUCCCCCCCUCCUCAUGGGGUAGAUAGGAGCCUGCAAUCCUGGCUAAAAUCCUACCUAGCCAUCCCAUGGUCACUCGGGCCCUUGCCUUCCUCCCCUUCGCUGUCUGAUUUCUGUUGUUGGGCCCAGCUUCCUCUGAGCUACACUAGUAUUAGCGCUCAGAAAUCACCAUAAUCAUGAAAAUAAUAAGAAUGAUAAUAAUAAUAAUAAUAAUAUUACUGAUAAUAAAUCUUUAACAUACUACCUAAAGGGAACCUGCAAUAAUCUUGAAAAAAUAAAAAAGAAAUUUAAAAAAAUCCUAAUAUGCAAGAAAAAAAAGAGAAAAAGGUGAAAAUUAAAAAAAAAGAAAGAAACCUCCAACGUAUUUUAUCACUACCUAUAGAAAGAAAUCCUGCUUUGAGAGUACUCGUAAUGCGGUUUUGUUGUCGUUUGUUGCUGCUUAUUUCACUAAGAAAAA
Messenger RNA from Lutra lutra (Eurasian river otter), 5963 nucleotides. It is a transcript of the gene HOXC8, whose product is annotated as homeobox C8. Gene Ontology annotation, cellular component: nucleus. Gene Ontology annotation, biological process: regulation of transcription by RNA polymerase II. Gene Ontology annotation, molecular function: RNA polymerase II transcription regulatory region sequence-specific DNA binding; DNA-binding transcription factor activity, RNA polymerase II-specific. The record is from RefSeq and is a predicted model, not a curated record. NCBI's taxonomy places the organism in Eukaryota, Metazoa, Chordata, Mammalia, Carnivora, Mustelidae. The transcript has 2 exons. The coding region runs from base 4113 to 4841 and encodes 242 amino acids.